Messenger RNA from Teleopsis dalmanni, 1903 nucleotides. Its product is annotated as partner of Y14 and mago-like. The transcript has 3 exons. Gene Ontology annotation, biological process: exon-exon junction complex disassembly. Gene Ontology annotation, molecular function: RNA binding. The coding region runs from base 152 to 802 and encodes 216 amino acids. The record is from RefSeq and is a predicted model, not a curated record. NCBI's taxonomy places the organism in Eukaryota, Metazoa, Arthropoda, Insecta, Diptera, Diopsidae. Gene Ontology annotation, cellular component: cytoplasm; exon-exon junction complex.
UAGUUUGUUUUUAAUAUAAAAACUGUAUGUUCAAAUUUACCAGCAUCCGUUUAAUAAUACAAUUUAUAAUAUUGUACUUUGUAGUCAUUUAUACCAUCAAUAUCUAAUUUUACAACAUAAAUACAAAAACACAACCCAAUCAAAGUGUAAAAUGACAACAUAUUCAACAGACAGUGACGGAAAAUUUAUACCGGCCACACAACGUCCCGAUGGUACCUGGCGUAAAGCUCGCCGUGUAAAACAAGGUUAUGUGCCACAAGAAGAGGUUCCUUUAUACGAAAGUAAAGGCAAACAAUUUGCGCAAAAUAAAAUUACUUUGCCGCCUGGCAUGUGCCCAUUUGCAGUUGAGGCGGCAAAAAAAGACCGCGAAAAAAAAGAACGUGCCAAGGCUAAGCAACUGGAAAAACAAGCUAACGGAAUAGCGAGUACCAGUAAAAACAAACAACAAACUCCAGGCUUAUUAGUUUUGCCUGCAAGUAAAUCAACUAAUCAACAACAGUCAAGUUCAACAAUUAAAACUAAAGAAGUGAAUACUCCUAAUGUAAACAAUCUGUGUGAGACGGUAGAAACAGCAUUGACCUUGGAAGAGGAGACUCUAACCUUAGCAAAAACAUUGAAAAAAUUACGUAAAAAAUUGCGAGAAAUUGAAGCUACUGAGGAAAAAAUUAAGAGUGGUGCACUAAAAAAACCCGACAAAGAUCAGCUAGAUAAAAUCAAAAAGAAAAAAGACGUAAUCAAACAAAUCAAGGAAUUGGAAUUAGAGGAACAGCAGCAACAAACUCAGUCAAGUGGAAAUCAGUAGAAAUUAUGCGUAUAUUUUUGUCUUUUUUUGUUGAUAUUAUUUGUUUGUGUUUGCACAAUUUACUCUGCUUUGCUUUAUAAUAGCGGUAUUCACGAUCUUGUAUAACGAGCUCGGUAACCGAGUAACAUAGUAAUUGUGAAUGUAGUAAGAGUAAACUUAAACUACAAAACACAUUUACUCAGUUCACACAAUUACUUAAUUGCUGAGAUUAUCAUUCAAGAUCGUGAAUGCCGCUAAUAUUCGUUUGACGAUCCCACCUCAGUUUGCAGCAAUCGCUUAACCUGCAAACUAAAGAAAUUUGCAUUUCUUAGUGUCCUUUUAAUUUUAUUUUACUCAGUGUAAAGGAAUUGGCUUAACCUUCGAACUUGUAAAGUUUUAAAGCAAUCCUUCGCUUUUUCAAUGUGUACUUUUACGUUUUAAAGCUUAUCGCUGAUACUCGUGUUUCAUAGAAACUGUUUUUUUUUUGUUUGGCGGACUCCUGCCCAUUAAAGGUUUGAAACAAAUCGCAAACCUUCGAACUUAUAAAGUUCUGAAGCAAUCCUUCGCUUUUUUAAUGUGUGCUUUUACUUCAUCUUUUACGUUUUAAAGCUUAUCGCUGAUACUCGUGUUUCAUAGAAACUGUUUUUUUUUUGUUUGGCAGACUCCUGCCCUUUAAAGGUUUGAAACAAAUCGCGUAAUGUUUUUAAGUUAUCCUUUGUUUUUCCUAAAGCAUCUGCAGAAAAUCGAUGGUACAUCUCUUAUCUGCACUCAUGGGUGUAAGUAUUUUAUAAAAACGUUUUUAAGUCAAGAAAUAAAAUUUUUCCUGCGUAUAUCAAUUCCAUUGAUGCAAAUCAAAAACGGUUUUAACUGCCUUUUUAAAAUAUAUUCUUAUAAAGCAAAAAGUCAACUUGAGAAAAAUAAACUAUUUUAAAUACGAAGUUUUUAAAACAACGCAUUUUAUUACUUAUAAUGAUUAAAAAUCCAAAUCUUAUCAUAGAGCUUAGAUUUUAGAAUUACAUUUAUUAUUAAAUAUAUGCAUGUCUUGUAAAAAUUCUGUGUGAAAUUGAUUUUAGUAGUUUUCGUAAAACUUAAUUUUUAUGUUGAGAAAAAAUGUUUAUAUUA